UUUAUAAUGUGAUGUUGCACCACUCACUCGCUGUGUUUCUCUUGCCUCAGGGAUAGCAGUUAUUUGUUAGGAUGGAAGUGAAGUGCAUUCUGGGCCUUGUGGUCCUGGUGGUUGUGUCAGCUUGGGCUGAGGAGGAGGCUCUGAGUGCUUCAGAGCAGAUUCAGAGAGUCAACAGGGAUGUUGUCCGUUCUCCUGAUGAGCCGUAUAUAGAGGACGAUGUUGCCUACAAGUCUGAGACUGAGAGAAAUGCUGACCCCUGUACGUCUCGAGGCUGCAUGUGGCCCAAGUCCACUGACGGGAAAGUCUACAUAGCCUACACCAUUUCAAGAGUGUACAGCUCUCGUGAGGUGUCAAUCAUCGAGCGUGGUCUGCAGUCCUUCCACGAUUUCUCUUGUAUCCGCUUUGUCAGACGCAGCAAUCAGAGAGACUACCUGAACAUCCAGUCCUUAAAUGGGUGCUACUCCUACAUUGGCAAUCUUAAAAACGGGCAGGAUCUGUCCCUGUCGCGCUCAGGCUGCGUUUACCACCACACUGUCCAGCAUGAGGUGCUCCACGCCCUGGGCUUCCACCAUGAGCAGAAACGCUCUGACCGUGACCAGUACAUCCGCAUCGUGCUGGAGAACGUCACCCCUGGAAUGGAGCACAACUUUGACAAAAUCAAUACUCUGAACCAGGGAACCGCCUACGACUACGGCUCUGUUAUGCAUUAUCACCAAUAUGCUUUCUCUAAGAACAACCGGCCCACCUUGGUGGCCAUCCCUGACUCCAGUGUUGAAUUUGGCCUGGCCUCUGAGAUGAGCCAGAUGGACAUCAUCAGGCUCAACAAGCUGUACAAAUGCUGAACAGGUGUGAAUGAGGCCCUGCAUACUUCAGAAAGAGAAUCAUCAUCAUCAUAUCUUCAUUCAGUCACUGGGUUGACAACAAAUUCAGUUUGAAUGAAUCAACAUCAAUAAAUCUGCAUUUAAACAUACA
Morone saxatilis (striped sea-bass) is the source of this 972-nucleotide messenger RNA. RefSeq names its product high choriolytic enzyme 1-like. Lineage: Eukaryota; Metazoa; Chordata; Actinopteri; Moronidae. Bases 72 to 842 code for a protein of 256 amino acids. Gene Ontology annotation, molecular function: zinc ion binding; metalloendopeptidase activity. The transcript is spliced from 9 exons. The record is from RefSeq and is a predicted model, not a curated record. Gene Ontology annotation, biological process: proteolysis.